Molecule: messenger RNA, 1621 nt
Organism: Syngnathus acus (greater pipefish)
Lineage: Eukaryota; Metazoa; Chordata; Actinopteri; Syngnathiformes; Syngnathidae
Gene: fars2
Product: phenylalanyl-tRNA synthetase 2, mitochondrial
Exons: 10
Coding region: 195-1523 (442 amino acids)
Biological process (GO): phenylalanyl-tRNA aminoacylation
Cellular component (GO): mitochondrion; cytoplasm
Molecular function (GO): tRNA binding; ATP binding; phenylalanine-tRNA ligase activity
Source: RefSeq, a predicted model, not a curated record
ACUAGGCUUUUAUUUGGCUUGGUGUUAGACGCUCUAUAUGCAUAAAUUCAUCAACGUGUACUUUGAAUGACUACUUAAAUAUACGGGCACGCUAGAAGCCACCAAAAGAGCGUUCAUGCCGUACGACUUUUGAAGCCUGCAGGGGUCACUGGAUAAGAGUGGAUGUCCUUCAGCAGCUCCGGGGACUUGGGGUCAUGAUCCUUCGCCAGCUGCUGCGCCCCCUGCUUCCCCCUCUGGUCGCGUCACGCCGACGCGCCUGCACGGAUGGCCCCGCCCUCAAGCCCACCAGGGACCAGGAGAGUCUGGAAGUGUUGGGCCACGCCUACCCGUGUGACGACUUCACUAACGUAACGCAAAAGAUUCUGGCCAAAGUUGGCCGCAACCUCCACAACCAACGGCACCAUCCGUUGUGGCUCCUUAAGGAAAGGAUCAAAGCUCACUUCUACAGCGCUUACACGGGUCGCUCAGGCAACCCGCUGUUCUCAGCCCAUGACAACCUGAGCCCCGUGGUCACUGUGGAGCAGAACUUUGACAGCUUGCUGAUCCCGCCCAAACACCCAAGCAGGAAGCGCGGCGACAACUACUACCUGAACAGGAGCAUGAUGUUGCGCGCACACACCUCAGCCCACCAGAGGGAGCUAGUGAGCAGCGGCCUGGACGCUUUCCUCUUGGCUGGUGACGUGUACAGACGGGACGAGAUCGAUGCCAGCCACUAUCCCGUCUUCCACCAGAUGGAAGGCGUGCGUCUCUUCUCCAACCGGCAGCUCUUCUGCAAUGUUGCCGACGGCGACCAGCUGAACAUGUUUGAGGCGGCAGGGGGACGCAGGACGCCUCACAAACAAGAAAUCCACAGUCUGGAGGCCGUCAAGCUGCUGGAGUUCAACCUCAAACAAACACUCAGCCGACUCGUCAGGGCUCUGUUCGGAGAAGAUUUGGAGGUGCGCUGGGUGGACUGUUACUUCCCCUUCACUCAUCCCUCCUUUGAGAUGGAGGUGCGUUUCCAUGGCGACUGGUUGGAAGUACUGGGCUGCGGAGUCAUGGAGCAGCAGCUGCUCAACUCUGCUGGCGCGGCCGACAAGGUGGGUUGGGCCUUUGGACUGGGCCUGGAGCGUCUGGCCAUGGUCCUGUACAAGAUCCCCGACAUCCGAAUGUUCUGGAGCCAGGACGAACGCUUCCUCAAGCAAUUCCGCGUGGACGACAUCCAUCAGGAGGUCCACUUCCAGGCGCUGAGCAAGUACCCCCCGUUGCACAAUGACAUCUCCUUCUGGCUUCCCGCGGCGGGCGAGCCUGCAUUCCACGCCAACGACUUCUACGAGUUGGUUCGCGCCGUCGCCGGAGACCUUGUGGAGGAGGUGGCGCUGCUCGAUGACUUCACGCACCCCAAGAGCGGGAGGCGAAGCUUAUGCUUCCGUGUGGUUUACCGCCACAUGGAGCGCACCCUAAGCCAACAGGAAGUGAACACGGUUCACCGCCAGAUAGAACGCAUGGCCGAGACGCAGCUGGGCGUCGAGGGACGCUACUGAAUAUGCCCGUGGUAAAACGGACCCACUUUUGCUGAUUGUUCUUGACGCAGUCAGGCUUAAUAUGGACAAAUAGUUAUUAACAUGAAAAUCAUGAAAAA